Molecule: messenger RNA, 663 nt
Organism: Cyphellophora europaea CBS 101466
Lineage: Eukaryota; Fungi; Ascomycota; Eurotiomycetes; Chaetothyriales; Cyphellophoraceae
Exons: 3
Coding region: 1-663 (220 amino acids)
Source: RefSeq, a predicted model, not a curated record
AUGGGCUCCCUCGUGGCCCACAACGCAUCAGCCUCCUACGCCUCCUCAGGCUUCUCUUGUCGCAUGGGCUGGGGCAAACGCCCUGCGCUUCUCCUCAUUGACGUCUGCACCGCCUACUGGAGCGAGGGUUCGCCACUGAGCAUACUGUCCAAUCCUGAUGGCGCACGGUCGCCAGAAUCGAUGCGCAAGCUGCUGGCCGCGGCGCGUGCUGGCAAUGUCCCCGUGAUCUGGACGGAGGUCAAGUACCAGAACAAGGACAUGUCCGACGCGGGGUUGUUCUGGUGCAAGACCAAGGCGUUGGAUGUGUGGAAGGAGGGCGACACGCGCGGGUUGGCGAACUGGCUCCCAGGGCUCGAGCCGGCGGAGAGUGACGUUCUGGUAACGAAGCGGUAUCCGAGUGCUUUCUUUGGGACGGCGCUGGCGACGGAUCUGCAGGUGCUCGGGGUUGACACGUUGGUUAUCUGUGGCGUGAGUACUUCGGGGUGUAUUAGGGCGACAGUGCUGGAUGCUAUGCAGCACGGUUUCAGGCCGAUGAUUGUGGGGACGGCUUGUGGGGAUCGAACGCCCCAGAUUCAUAAUUCGAACCUUUUCGACAUGGAUGCGAAGAAUGGCGACUGCGUAUCCGAGGACGAGGCGGUCACGAAGCUUACGGCAGGUUGGUAA